Messenger RNA from Ananas comosus (pineapple), 1311 nucleotides. Its product is annotated as haloacid dehalogenase-like hydrolase domain-containing protein Sgpp. The transcript is spliced from 5 exons. The record is from RefSeq and is a predicted model, not a curated record. Bases 375 to 1103 code for a protein of 242 amino acids. NCBI's taxonomy places the organism in Eukaryota, Viridiplantae, Streptophyta, Magnoliopsida, Poales, Bromeliaceae.
GGAGCUAAAAAGAUGUGCCUCAACUUUGACUAAGUGUGAGAAAGGGAGAAAAAGAAAUAGUCAAAGGAGAGCUGCAGUAGGCAUGAGAGGAAUCUCCAUUUCCACCAACCACCAUUAUAUGCCUUUUCAUCUCUAAUUUCCCUUCUUCUUCUUCAUCUUCUUCUUCUUAUUAUUAUUACUAUUAUUAUUACUAUUGUUAUUCCCAACUUAUUCUAUUUAUUCUCUUCUUAUUCACCCAAUUUGAUCAAACAUCAAACACCACAUCCUCUUGGAUUCAAGAGAAAGAGAGGAGCAAACACAAUUUUUUUUUGGUAUCAUCAUCAUCAUCACAUAUUGAUUGAUUAGUGUGUGUUUGUGUGUUUCUAAAGCAAGCUAUGGAAAGUUCUCUCUCCAAACUUGCUCCUCUAGAAGCAGUUCUGUUCGACAUCGACGGAACCCUCUGUGAUUCUGAUCCUUUUCACUACUACGCUUACCGCGAACUGCUUCAGCAGAUUGGUUUCAACGAUGGAAUUCCGAUAACCGAAGAAUUCGGCAUCAAGAACAUAGCUGGGAAGUCGAACGAAGACGUCGGUCGCGUCCUUUUUCCUGAUUCGGAUCAAGAGAAGAUCACGAAAUUCUUCGAAGAGAAAGAAGCUAUGUUCUGCAAAUUGGCAUCUGAGCAGCUGAAGGGAGUAAAUGGUUUGCAGAAACUGUGUAAAUGGAUCGGCGACCGAGGGCUGAAGCGAGCUGCGGUUACGAACGCGCCGCGACCGAAUGCAGAGCUGAUGAUUUCGAUUCUAGGCUUGACCGAUUUCUUCCAGGUCGUGAUUACCGGCGACGAGUGCGAUCGAGCCAAACCAUUUCCAGAUCCUUAUCUGAGGGCUCUCAAGGAGCUUGACGCGUCUCCGGACCACUCCCUUGUUUUCGAGGACUCCGUGACCGGAAUAAAAGCCGGUGUGGCCGCGGGGAUGCCCGUGGUCGCGGUGGUGUUGAGAGGCCGCGAGAAGUCGCUAACCGACGCAGGCGCAACGAUUCUGAUAAAGGAUUAUGAAGAUCAAAAGCUCUGGAAUGCACUUGAGCAGCUUGAAAGAAGUGUGGAAGCUGAAACUAAAACUGAGAAAUAGAUGAGAUGGUUAUAUAUAUAUAUAUAUAUAUACUACUCUUCAUUUAUCAAGAAUAAAAAAGAAAAGCAAUUGCAAUUUAGUUUUUUCUUCUUUUUUUUUUUUAUUGUUUUGUUUCCAUAAAAAAGUGAGAUUUAUGAGGCAAUUGUUGUGUAAACCUAACUCAAAAUUAUCUUUUAAUUAAUUGAAUAAAGCUUUUGGAUUGUCUCAA